Messenger RNA from Aaosphaeria arxii CBS 175.79, 1623 nucleotides. RefSeq lists its product as uncharacterized. Bases 1 to 1623 code for a protein of 540 amino acids. Gene Ontology annotation, molecular function: transcription cis-regulatory region binding; zinc ion binding; DNA-binding transcription factor activity, RNA polymerase II-specific. Gene Ontology annotation, cellular component: nucleus. Lineage: Eukaryota; Fungi; Ascomycota; Dothideomycetes; Pleosporales. The transcript has a single exon. The record is from RefSeq and is a predicted model, not a curated record. Gene Ontology annotation, biological process: positive regulation of transcription by RNA polymerase II.
AUGUCGUCUUGUAGCGACUCUCCAAUGAACACUCCCACCUUGGAAUCUAAUGUCACAUCCGUCUCCGGUACAUACUCGAAAUCGCGCACAGGCUCUACUGACGGAUCGGAUGAAGUGGUUCCCAAGACAGAGGAACGUGAACUAUUGCUGUCCGAAGUCAAAGUAGAAUCGUUCGCGGAAGAGCCACCGAUUUCGCCCACAGAGCCAGUUCGGAUUAGACGCGGCCGAGGGCGACCACGACUAUAUCCGCCUCGGUCUCCAACAACAUCGAAAGCAACUAAAGCUCGCUCGAAGACCGGAUGCACAACAUGCCGCAAACGAAAAAAGAAGUGUGAUGAGACGAAGCCCUUCUGCCUGUCAUGCCAGAAAAACAACAUACAUUGCGAGGGUUACAAGCCCGUUGAGAUAUGGAAAAGUGGUAAAGAAAGGGCAGCAGAAGCGCGAAGGGGUAGCACCGACGUCAAGUUCGAACUGCCACCUCUCAUGGAAGGAGUGGAGAACGAUAUUGACCGAUUGCUCCUCCAGCAUUUCGUGAGCCGAGCAAGUUGUGUUCUUAGUCUACAUGAGGACCAAUCGACUAACCCUUUCACCAAAAUCCUACUGCCCAUGGCUUUGCGACAUGAGGGGCUGAUGCAUUCUGUGUUAUGCCUCUCCGCUUCGCACCUGUGUUCUAUCAACAAAUCUCAAGAGUACGAAGACCGGAUGGCUCAUCAUCGAGGACAGGCUCUACAUUUACUUAACCAGGAUCUCGAACGACACAAGGCUGGUGAAACAGGUGGGAUUAUCUACGAAGACUCCAAUGUUGCUCAGAUCUUGCUACAUCUUCUACAUUCAAUAACAGACGGCAAUACAUCCGGCGAGUAUCGUAUGCACAUGAUUGCUGCCAAGAAAAUCGCAAUGACCCAAAAGUCCAAGAAUCCGGAGUUCCAGAGCUUGUUCGACGAGUUUUUCUACUACCACUGGAUAGCAAGUCAGGUCACUUCGCUAGACGACGCCGAGGUGCCCAUGAUGGACGACUUCAAUCUCCCGUUCCAAGUCAACCCUUCAACUGCUGCACUCAUCGGAGUGUCCGACGGCCUGUUCGGCUUUAUCUCAAAAAUUAGCAAUUUGCGACGGAGAAUGCGAUCACGGGUCGACGAAGGACUGGAACCGAUCAUGGACUAUGAGGCGCUCCUGGCUGCGCAUGCGAUCGACUCGGGUCUGAGGAGUUGGGUCUGCCCGCAGACUCCCGGCACCCCACGCUAUACAAUAUCAAUGUUGUAUCGGCAGGCAACGUGGGUAUAUCUUUAUCGGACGACCAAGGAUUCAAAGCCGCAUCCCUUUAUCAAAAGUGCCGUAGACGACGGCAUUCGUUACAUCAAAGAACUACCAGCCGAGGGCUGGAUACAGAGCAACGUCUUGCUUCCACUUUUCCUAAUAGGCUGCGCCGCAUUCGAAGAAGACCAGCGCGUCGAGAUCAACAGAGCCUUCAGUGGGCUGAUGGCUUGUACUGGUCUAGGAAAUAUUACCUAUGCAAAGGAGGUGGUUGACCGGAUCUGGGCAUUGAUGGAUGCUAGAGACCCCGAUUCGUGGGAUUGGGAGAAGAUCAUUCAUGCGAAUGGGUGGGAUUUCCUUGCGACAUAG